AUGGCCAUCACUUCAGGCUGUUUGACUUCGCCGUCCUACUCGCUCUACGCCAACGGCGCUCCAUCAAGUCUCAUCCGCCAAAGUAAGGAGCAACUUGGCCAGGUCACGCGCGCCGACUUAGCGAUUAGGGACUUCAGCAAGACCUUCGUAGACCUGCUCAGCGUUGCCCAACGCGUUCGCUUCACCCAUCUACUGGCCAAUGACCCCGCAAUGGCAACUGCUUACUGUGGAAUGGAUGACGAUGCCAGGCGCUUUAUGGUGGAAGAAUGCGUCGCUUCGUGGUCAAGCGAUCACUACGACAGAUACACAGAGAGCAAGGAUAGCGACAACUAUAGCGACGGCGGAGAGACCAAGGAGCACAGCAAGUUCAUCGAGGACGACGAGAACGAUGAGACCAAGGGGAGCACGCCGCGAAACAACAACGACGAGCACAUGGCGGACAUGGACUACGCCGACAGCAAGUAG
Phytophthora sojae is the source of this 465-nucleotide messenger RNA. RefSeq lists its product as hypothetical. The transcript has 2 exons. The record is from RefSeq and is a predicted model, not a curated record. Lineage: Eukaryota; Oomycota; Peronosporomycetes; Peronosporales; Peronosporaceae. The coding region runs from base 1 to 465 and encodes 154 amino acids.